AAUUUACAACCAUAUAACUUCUAACCAAUUUUUGAGGAUGUUAUGCAAUUGCAAGCACAAGAAUUGAAGAAGUUGUAACAAUGGCAGCACUUACCACCAUAAUCUCUACCUCCUCCUCUUCUUCACUCUUAACAAAAACACAACAUAGCCUCCUCAAACACAACAAAGACCACGAUCAUGUUCCUGUUCCUGUUCCAUCAUCAUCUUUCAUGGGCACCCCAACAACAAUUUCCCUUAAGUCAACAAGACCAAGAACAGUGGGAAUUGUUAGUGUUUCUUCUUUUAGAGUGAGCUGUUCAGCUGCUUCUUCUUCUUCCACUGUUGUUCCCUCUGCUCUUCUCUUUGACUGUGAUGGAGUUCUUGUUGACACUGAGAAAGAUGGCCACCGCAUUUCUUUCAAUGAAACCUUCCAAGAGAAAGAGUUAGGUGUGACCUGGGAUGUGGACUUGUAUGGAGAACUGCUCAAAAUUGGAGGUGGAAAAGAAAGGAUGACAGCAUACUUUAACAAGACAGGUUGGCCGGCGAAUGCCCCGACAGGCGAAAAAGAAAGAAAAGAUUUCAUAGCUUCACUCCACAAGCGGAAGACGGAGCUAUUCAUGGCUCUCAUUGAGAAAAAGCUGUUGCCUCUUCGUCCAGGUGUUGCAAAGCUUAUUGAUCAGGCUUUAAGCCAAGGAGUUAAUGUAGCAGUGUGCAGCACUUCUAAUGAGAAGGCGGUCUCUGCAAUAGUAUCAUUCUUGCUAGGGCCUGAGAGGGCAGAAAAGAUAAAGAUAUUUGCUGGAGAUGUUGUUCCCCGGAAAAAGCCAGAUCCGGCAAUCUAUCUCUUAGCCGCUAGCACUCUCGGCGUUGAACCUUCAAGAUGUGUUGUGGUUGAGGACAGUGCCAUAGGCCUAGCAGCUGCAAAAGGAGCAGGGAUGAAGUGUAUAAUAACAAAGAGCGGCUAUACAAAAGAUGAAGAUUUCUUAAAUGCAGAUGCUGUGUUUGACUUCAUUGGUGAUCCUCCUGAGGAGAGAUUUGAUUUAGCAUUCUGUGGAAACCUCCUUGAGAAGCAGUAUGUGAGCUAGCAAGCAAACAAACUAUAUAUUUCAGUUCAUGCUCUUAGGAUUUUGUUCAACUCUACUUUGCUUAUGUGUAUCAGUGCCCAAUUUCUUUUUUCUUUUUUU
This is a messenger RNA of Arachis ipaensis, 1160 nucleotides long. RefSeq names its product Haloacid dehalogenase-like hydrolase (HAD) superfamily protein. Lineage: Eukaryota; Viridiplantae; Streptophyta; Magnoliopsida; Fabales; Fabaceae. The record is from RefSeq and is a predicted model, not a curated record. Gene Ontology annotation, molecular function: hydrolase activity.